Molecule: messenger RNA, 3253 nt
Organism: Fukomys damarensis (Damara mole-rat)
Lineage: Eukaryota; Metazoa; Chordata; Mammalia; Rodentia; Bathyergidae
Gene: Pfdn4
Product: prefoldin subunit 4
Exons: 4
Coding region: 2798-3031 (77 amino acids)
Biological process (GO): protein folding
Cellular component (GO): cytoplasm; prefoldin complex
Source: RefSeq, a predicted model, not a curated record
UGUCCUCUAGCGUGAUAGGCUUAGGCUCUUGGGCACAGUAAGGCAUCGCUGAAAUAGUCGCCUAAACUAAAAUUUCCAACUCUGAACUGCGAAGGAAAAGCUUGAGAAGAGGGUGGAAACAGGGUGGGUCUCUUGGAAGCAGAGAAGUGGCGAGGUGGUCGUAUUAACUUGGGGUCUCUGAGAUGACGUAAGGAGCGGAGGGCAAAGCUGGGCAGGGAGCGAGGCUUUCAAUAGAAGGAAGGUCUUGGGUAAAUACUUGGAGAGCAUUGAGUAAAGAAGGCUAAAAUAGCAGAGAACCAGGAGAACAUGGGGUGGGGGUAGGUGGUGGCCAGAACGUAAAGGGUCAUGAUUAUCUUUGGCACCACGGGGCCUGUGCGGUAGACGCAGAACCCUCCUGAAGCUGUUUCCUGGCGCAGUUCCGCGCUGUCAUCUCAAGGGGAAAACAUGGAGGCAUGUGGGGAUGCCCUUUGAGUGUAAUAAAAAGCAAAUUAUUUGCAGCCUGGAACACUACCUUUGUGAACACGACACAUUUUCCCUCCCAGUUGGUCCUAAUGUUGCUGGCAGAAUGUCUAGGGAGGAUUCAGACCCCUCGGCUUUAACCAGGGCCCUGGCUCCAGGCCGCUCUGGCUUCUGUUCAUUAUCUUCAGUUUAAGGAGUGUCCGUUCCCCAGAGACUGUCUUUGACCUCUGUCUGCAGAAACCUUUCACCUCAGAUCUCCAGAAUCCUUCAUCCCCAAACUUACUGUCACUUCCACAUUUAUCACCACCUAGCAUUGUCUUGUUCAUCUUGGGUUUUUUGCCACCUCUUCUGCCAAGACUGUGAGUUGGCCCAGUCUUCCUGGGGGUCGGCCUCUGGCUUUUUUAACACAGUGCCUGGCCCAUAGCAAAAAAUCCUAAAUAAUUGUUAAAUGUGCUGGGGAGAGUAAGUAAUGUGACUCAGGGUCACAUAGGAAAUGAACAUUUCCAACUCUAAUGAGGGUGUGAAAGAGAUAAGGGUUGAAGGGAAGUCUGAAGUCAGGGAAGAUGGUGAGCUGGCGUGAAAGGUGUGAGUUCACUGCUAGUGACUUGGUCGGUACCGUUACAAAAGAAGAGCAGACUGAAAUAGCCUCCCUCCUUCCGGUGACCCAGCUGUCAGUAUUCGAGCUCUGUGUGGGCACUGCAGAGUGUGCUGCUCUUCCAUAGAAUCCCCUUAAGGUAUCUUCUGUCAAGAAGAGGGUGUGGUCAGAGCCCAGGGCUUUGUGUUUUCUCUCUAUACCCGCCCAGUCUUACUUCUCUUAGGCCCAGCAGGAUUUCUUGUUCUUCCUUUGUAGUGAUUUUGGACACACAGCCUUCAGGAGAUCAAGUGUUGAACUUUACUGUAUCCUGUCUGUGGGCUCAGUGCUCAUCUUAUCGCCUCUUGCAAGGCAGGAUCAGCUGCUUCACUUUAUAUGACAAAUCUGAGGAAGUCUCAGAGAUGGGAGUGAUUUGUGCAAAGUUCUUGCUUGUGUGGCUUGGAAUCCAUUCUUACUUUCCUCCACUCUGCUGCGAGAAAACAACUCUGGUAGCGAUGACACAUGGCCUCUCUUAUGGCACUGUCUCACAUGCCAUUUUGGGGGUGAUUUCAGGGAAAAAAUUGACCUCUCAGUGUUUUGCACGUGCAGUUAAGAAUUAUCUUCUCUGCAAAAACACAAGUUCAUUAGAGAACUAUUAUAGAGCAGGAGGAGUCACAGCACCCACUGCUGUUGGCCAUCCAAGGCGGUGGCUUCCUACCUUCUCCUGUGGACCACCCCGCCCAGGGGCUGCAUUUGCUGAGGUGCACAUUUCUCUCACCCACCCUCGCAUUAAGAAUCCUGACCACCAUAAGGAAUUGGGCCCAGGGGCCACUUGCCUGCUGGUGGCUGCUGUUUGUUGGGGCUGUGACAGGAAACAUCUGCUUUGGAAAGGCAGAACAAUGCAGGUGGGCAAAUUUUCCCCAGAACUUUACAGUGCAUAACUGAACCCUUGAGUCUGAUCCAGCAAGAUUUAGAUUCAAAUUCAGAGACCAUGAGCCUCAGCGUACGCCACCAGGGAAGCUCUGUGUUAGGCAUUUUCAUGUGAACUAGCCUUUAAAACCCUCACAAUGACAAAUGCAUCUGUAAAUCCACAGCGAGGCGUUCGGGGGACUCAGUAUUUAAGUGCAGUGGUGCAAACUCUUCAGGCAAACAGGACUUCUUUAUAAUUCUUCAUUCUCCGUGUGCUUAAACUGGCAGUCUCAACAGAGAUGAAGUAACGUGAGCACCAAGACGCCCACGUAGAGGUGUUCCCAAGGUGUCUUUAGUGGUGCUCUGUGUUCCCCGAUUUCAUAUGCAUGGAAACUACAGGGCCACACCCUUGGAGCUGUAACUGUCCCCAGGGGAAGGGUUUUUUAGGAUAAGCUUUGGGCCUAAUGGUGGGCCUGAUGCUUGUGAAAUUGUUCAUUGGGAGGAGAGCCUGAUACGGAGGAGGACCAAGUUGUGGUGUCCGCCUUUCCGUCCUGACCUUUGAGCCUCGGGAGAGAAGAAAGUGCACUGUCUUAUGUCACUGGUCACAAGCGCCCAGGUAGAGCGUGGAGUGUGGAUAUUGCGAAGCCAUUUCUGUUACUGGCAGAAGAGCCUCUAGUCCUGCUGAAGCUGCAGUUGUUGUAUAUCGAUCGGCUGCAGAAGACGUCAAUGUUACUUUCGAAGAUCAACAAAAGAUCAACAAAUUUGCACGGAAUACGAGUAGAAUCACAGAGCUCAAGGAAGAAAUAGAAGUAAAAAAAGAAACAACUCCAGAAUUUAGAAGAUGCUUGUGACGACAUCAUGCUCGCGGAAGAGGACGGCGUCAUGAUACCUUACCAGAUCGGCGAUGUGUUCAUCAGCCAUUCUCAAGAAGAAACACAAGACAUGUUAGAAGAAGCAAAGAAAAAUUUGCAAGAAGAAAUUAAUGCCUUAGAAUCCAGAGUAGAAUCAAUUCAGCGGGUGUUAGCAGAUUUGAAAGUUCAGCUAUAUGCAAAGUUCGGCAGCAACAUAAACCUUGAAGCUGAUGAAAGUUAAACAUUUUAUAAUACCUUUUUAAAUUUGUUUAAUAAACUUGAAUAUUGUUUAAAAUGAUAAUUUCCCUUCUUCAAAUGACAUGGAAAGGAAAACUUUCUUUUUUUAAAGUUUUCAUUUGUUUAGUGGAAACUUGCCUAUUUUCACAUGUCUUGCUUAUUUAUUUUAUAUUUUUAAAAGAAGACAGUAUUCAUCUAUGUAUUUUGCAUAAUGAUUAUAUCAGUU